This is a messenger RNA of Kogia breviceps (pygmy sperm whale), 819 nucleotides long. RefSeq names its product olfactory receptor family 1 subfamily K member 1 (gene OR1K1). Gene Ontology annotation, molecular function: G protein-coupled receptor activity; olfactory receptor activity. Lineage: Eukaryota; Metazoa; Chordata; Mammalia; Artiodactyla; Physeteridae. Gene Ontology annotation, biological process: G protein-coupled receptor signaling pathway. The record is from RefSeq and is a predicted model, not a curated record. Gene Ontology annotation, cellular component: plasma membrane.
AUGGAUGCUGCCAGUGAGACUUCAGAAGGAACCCCACUCACCCUACUAAGACUAACAACAAAUCCUGGACAGCAGCGGCCUCUCUUUGUCCUAUCUUUGGUCCUGUAUGUAGCGGGCAGCCUGGGUAAUGGACUCAUUGUGGCCGUCAUCCGAGCCAGUCCAACCCGUGCACCCAUGUACUUCCCGGUGGCCCAUCUGUCCUUUGCUGACCUCUGCUUUACCUCCGUCACUGUACCCGAGAUGUUGGCCAACCUGAUGGCCCGUGACCGCUCCAUCUCCCUGGCUGGCUGCCGGACCCAAAUGUACUUCUUCUUCGCCCUGGGUGUAACUGACAGCUGCCUCCUGGCUACCAUGGCCUCUGACCGCUACGUGGCCAUCCGGCACCCCCUCCACUAUGCCACGAGGACGUCCCGGGCUGUGUGCACAGCCCUGGUGGGGACUGUGUGGCUCGUGUGCCAUGUCCACUCCCUCCUGCAUAUCCUGCUGAUGGCCCACCUGUCCCUCUGUGCCUCCCACCAAGCGCCCCACUUCUUCUGUGACCACCAGCCUCUCUUAAGGCUCUCGUGCUCCGACACCCGCCACAUCCAGGUCCUCAUCUUCCCCGAGGGCGUGGUGGGCCUCUUCUACGGGACAGUCAUUGCAGUCUACUUCCAGCCCAUGGCCUGGUAUGAGGCCGAGCGGGGCCGAGUGGCCAGCGUCCUGUACACUGUUGUCACGUCUAUGCUGAACCCUGUCGUCUACAGCCUCCGGAAUCGCGAUGUGCAGGGGGCGCUCAGAGCCCUUUGCACUCGGCACAGGAUCUCAGCUGGUGACUCCUGA